Molecule: messenger RNA, 996 nt
Organism: Caenorhabditis briggsae
Lineage: Eukaryota; Metazoa; Nematoda; Chromadorea; Rhabditida; Rhabditidae
Exons: 5
Coding region: 1-996 (331 amino acids)
Cellular component (GO): catalytic step 2 spliceosome
Molecular function (GO): RNA binding; protein binding
Source: RefSeq, a predicted model, not a curated record
AUGGCUCUCGUUUCUUCUACCGGUCAACAACUCGUCGCAUCAGGCUUCCCACAGCAAAAUGUGCAGAGAUUCUCUAAUUUGAUGGCUCCAACGAUGCUGUUGCAAGGUCACGAAGGAGAGAUCUACACCGGAGUGUUCAGUCCAGAUGGAACAUGCUUGGCGACUAGUGGAUACGAUCAGAAGAUUUUCUUCUGGAACGUCUAUGGAGAAUGCGAGAACUUCUCGACCAUCAGAGGGCAUUCUGGAGCCAUUAUGGACAUCAAGUUCACCACAGACUCUGGAAUGUUGGCUUCCUGCGGCACUGACAAAAGCAUUCGUCUCUGGGACAUGGAAACUGGCGCCUGCGCUCGUAACUUCAAGACACAUACCGAUUUUGUCAACGCCAUCCAUCCUUCUCGUCGUGGAGUCACUCUUAUCGCUUCUGCCAGUGAUGAUGGAACGUGCCGUGUUCACGAUCUCCGUACCAAGCAACCAGUGAAGACCUAUGUUAACCGCUACCAGCAAACCGCCGUCACAUUCAACGAUACCACCGACCUAGUGAUCUGUGGAGGAAUCGACAACAUGCUCAAGGUGUGGGACAUGCGUCGUGACGAGAUCAGCUACACACUUCCCGGACAUCGUGACACCAUCACUGGACUUUCCUUGUCGCCAAGCGGAAAGUUCAUUGUUUCGAAUUCGAUGGACUGCACUCUCCGUCAGUGGGAUAUUCGUCCAUUUGUGCCAGGAUCGCGUGCCGUUGGAAUGUUCGGAGGACACAAUCACAAUUUUGAGAAGAAUCUUUUGAAGUGUGCGUGGUCGCCAUGCGAGAGAUUUGUGACUGCGGGAUCGUCGGAUCGGUUUGUGUACGUUUGGGAUGUGGCGACCAAGAGGAUCAUGUACAAGCUGCCAGGACACAUGGGAAGCGUCAACUGUACCGAUUUCCAUCCAACCGACUCAAUCUUGCUCUCCGCUGGCAGCGACAAACGUGUAUUCCUUGGAGAAAUCGACAUGAGCUAA